CAAAGCUUGCACGGGCGCUCGCAGCCGAGCGUAAGCCUCGUAAUCUCACGGAGCGACGUGACAAGCGCGCAUGCUCAUUCACAGCAUCAGGAAAUCCGAGGCAGUGCGCCUCGUCCGACGUCAUCUGGCGAAUCAGCUGCGAGGAGGCUUCCGCGUAUACCUCAGGCAGACGAGCAGCCUCAUGCAAGCACGUGGCGUGUCACGCACACAGACCGUCUGCCGUCUUAGGCAUGCUCGCCUGUAUCAGCACGUCUGCGCGAUGACGAAUCGGUAAUUUUCACAGAUCUCGAGCCGUGUUCCAUACCUCAUACGCAGCGUCCAGGCGAUUCCAGACGAUUCAGAUUACCAGCAGA
Mixia osmundae IAM 14324 is the source of this 353-nucleotide messenger RNA. RefSeq lists its product as uncharacterized. NCBI's taxonomy places the organism in Eukaryota, Fungi, Basidiomycota, Mixiomycetes, Mixiales, Mixiaceae. The coding region runs from base 71 to 274 and encodes 67 amino acids. The transcript is spliced from 2 exons. The record is from RefSeq and is a predicted model, not a curated record.